This is a messenger RNA of Mesocricetus auratus (golden hamster), 3482 nucleotides long. It is a transcript of the gene Mtrr, whose product is annotated as 5-methyltetrahydrofolate-homocysteine methyltransferase reductase. Gene Ontology annotation, cellular component: cytosol. Gene Ontology annotation, biological process: homocysteine metabolic process. Lineage: Eukaryota; Metazoa; Chordata; Mammalia; Rodentia; Cricetidae. Bases 163 to 2256 code for a protein of 697 amino acids. Gene Ontology annotation, molecular function: flavin adenine dinucleotide binding; FMN binding; [methionine synthase] reductase (NADPH) activity. The record is from RefSeq and is a predicted model, not a curated record. The transcript has 15 exons.
UGGCUGUCCCAGGUUCUGCCGGCAUUUCUAGUGAUGGGGCGUGAGGAGCAUGCGCGAGAGGAGGCUAUAGCGCGCGUGCGCAGCGUUCUCAGGCGGAACCUCGCCGAGGAAAACAGUGUCCCGCGCCGGAGAUCGCGGCUGGAGUCUCGCUGACCCAAGGUGAUGAGAAGAUUUUUGUUACUGUAUGCUACACAGCGAGGACAGGCAAAGGCCAUAGCAGAAGAAAUUAGUGAGCAGGCUGUGUCACAUGGGUUUUCUGCAGAGCUUCACUGUAUCAGUGAGUCGGAAAAGUAUGAUCUGAAAACCGAAACUGCUCCUCUGGUAAUGGUCGUGUCCACCACGGGUACUGGAGAUCCGCCCGACACAGCCCUCAAGUUUGUUAAAGAAAUACACGACAGGACUCUACCCUCAGACUUCUUUGCUCGCCUGCGGUAUGGAUUGUUGGGUUUGGGUGACUCAGAAUACACAUACUUCUGCAAUGGAGGGAAAGUAAUCGAUAAACGUCUCCAGGAGCUUGGAGCCCAGCAUUUCUAUGACACUGGACAUGCCGAUGACUGUGUGGGCUUAGAGCUCGUGGUAGAGCCAUGGAUUGCUGGACUCUGGGCCGCCCUCACAAAACACUUUAAGUCACUCAGAGAGCAAGACGGAAUGAGUGACAUGCUCCCACCGGCAUCAGAUGCCCCCUUGAACACCGCUGUGAAGUCGGAGUUGUUACACAUCCAGUCACAAGUUGAACUUCUCAGAUUGGAGGAUGUGGGAAAGAGGGGUUCCGAGGUGUGGGAGCGCAAUGAAGCUAACAGGAGUCAGAGGGGAGAUGUGAUUGAAGACUUGGAGUCCUCGCUUGUGCGCUCAGUUCCCCCACUCUCAGACGCCUCUCUGAGUAUUCCCGCUUUGCCAGCAGAGUAUUUGGAGGUCCGUCUUCAGGAGGCUCUUGGCCAGGAGGAAAGCCAGACACCUGUGACUUCGGUGGAUCCAGUUUUUCAGGUUCCAAUUUCAAAAGCUGUUCAGCUGACUACAAAUGAUGCCAUAAAGACCACACUGCUGUUGGAACUGGACAUUUCAAAAAUCGAGUUUCCCCAUCAGCCUGGAGAUUCCUUCAAUGUGAUCUGCCCAAACAGUGACUCUGAGGUGGAAAACCUGCUUCAAAGGCUGCAGCUGGCUGAUAAACAAGCACACCGUGUCAUCGUGAAAGUUAAGACGGACACUAAGAAGAAAGGAGCUGCUGUGCCCCAGCACGUGCCCGAGGGCUGUUCUCUCCAGUUCCUCCUCACCUGGUGUCUGGAAAUACGGGCAGUUCCCAAAAAGGCGUUUUUGCGUGCCCUGGUGGACUGUACCAGCAGCGCUGCUGAAAAGCGGAGGCUGCAGGAGCUGUGCAGUAAACAGGGGGCAGCUGAUUACAACCGAUUCAUCCGGGACGCCAGCGUCUGCCUGCUGGACCUGCUCCUCACCUUCCCGUCCUGCCACCCUCCACUCGGCCUCCUGCUCGAGCACCUUCCCAAACUCCAACCUCGACCAUACUCUUGUGCAAGCUCGAGCUUACUCCAUCCGGACAAGCUUCACUUUGUGUUUAACAUCAUAGAGUAUCCAUCUAACACCACAGCGGGCACGCUGCGGAAGGGGGUGUGCACAGGCUGGUUGGCUACAUUGGUUGCUCCGUUUCUUCAGCCAAACACGGAAGCUUUGCACGCAGACUGUCCUGCUACCCUGGCUCCUAAGAUAUCCAUCUCUCCUCGAGCAGCACACUCUUUCCACUUACCGGAUGACCCUUCGGCCCCCAUCAUGAUGGUGGGUCCAGGAACUGGCGUGGCCCCCUUCAUUGGCUUCCUCCAGCACAGAGAGAAACUCCAAGAACAACACCCACGUGGGAAUUUUGGAGCCAUGUGGCUGUUUUUUGGCUGCAGACAUAAGGACAGAGACUAUUUGUUCAGAGAGGAGCUCAGACGUUUCCUCAAGAUUGGGAUCUUGACUCACCUGAAAGUCUCCUUCUCGAGAGAUGCCCCAGCGGAGGGGGAGGAGGCCCCAGCAAAGUAUGUGCAAGACAACCUGCAGCGUCACAGCCAGCAGGUGGCCAGGACCCUCCUCCAGGAGAACGGCUACAUUUACGUGUGUGGAGAUGCCAAGAACAUGGCUAAAGAUGUGAACGACACCCUUGUAGACAUCAUAAGCAAAGAAGCCGGAGUUAACAAACUAGAAGCAAUGAAAACACUGGCAACGUUAAAACAAGAGAGACGAUACCUUCAGGACAUUUGGUCAUAAAACUUACAAUGCCAAAGCAUAGCUUUACCAAAGCUGAGGUUAAAGUGGUUUGAACAUUUCUCAGAGGAGGUUGGGUAGGGAACAGAUCACUUACAGGUCUGGUGCAGUCCCAUAGGUGCUUCUCCACUCCUCGUCUGUGGCCCUACCUGCGCCGCACUUUGUGGAGGUGAAGAGGCAGCUCUCGGUGCCGCCGCCCCUUCCCCCCUGCCCCACCCAGAGGACAGGUAGUCAGUGGCUCUCCUGAGCCUGUGCACAUGUUGGAAAACUUGUGGGCAUGUUACCUGACUAUGAGUUAUACGUGAGGAAUAUUUAUACCAGUAAUAUUUAAAUUAAUGGCUGUAAAGCAUACUUCUUGGAUGUUUAUAUAAUUAUUUGAUUGUGGUUUAUUAUCAAAAUUAUAUUUCUGAUAAAAUAUUUAAUUUUGAAAUAAUCCUUAUAAGAGUUUUAUGCUACUAGAAAUAUAUUUUGAGAUAUAUUUGAAAUUCUACUCUGCCUUUUUCAUCAUGUUUAUUUGCAAUGUCACAAUUCUGUAGUUUGGGGGCAUUUGCAUCCCCCGUACAGACAUCGUGUGCUCCUGUCAGUCAUGUUACACCCUGUCCUUCUCAUGGGCUCCUUUCAUCUGUGCUCCUCACAAAUAAGAGUUGGCUUCUUCCCAAAACUGACUGUAUUUCUGUGGCAUCACUCAGAUUGUAUCCCAGCUUUAAAAUACUGCAGCUAGGUUUCUGAUCCUAAAUGCUCUUGGAAGCUAUGGAAAUAAAGUAUGUAAAAGGGUUCUGUACUAGGUGUGCAUGCUGUUGCUGGGACAGAGACUUGAGGAGGAGGAUUUCAGCUUAUGGUUCUGGUGUGCGAUGCAGAGUGGUUGGGAGGGCAUGUUGGCAGAAGCCAGAGCUCCGCUCACGUCACAACACGUCCAUAGUCCAGGAGAAGACUGCUCGUGCCUAGCUAGUUUUCUUCUCUACACUCUGGAACCCCACCCAUGGCAUGGGUCUGCCAACUUUUAGUGUGGGUCUUUCCACCGCUGCCCAAUCCACAGGCAUGCCCAGAGGUGUGUCUCCAAGGGAUUCUAGAUCCUGUCAACUGACUCAGUAUAACUCUCGGGUAUAAUAGCUUUCUCCAUUCAGUAUAUUGUCUCAUUUCAUGGUUCACCAUUUAAAUCCAUACCUGGUGAAGUGCUCCUUGAUCAUUGUGAGAAUUAAAGAUCUGAGAAUGUAAUAUGCUAAUCUCAA